AUGUCCGACGCGCCCCGGCCCUACUUCCUUGGACUGGGGUGUUCUCCCUCCCCCCUCUUGCCCUCUGUUGCUCCUGCUGCUGCGGCCGACCUCGUUGGCUUCGAGUCGGUCGGCGCUGCGUCUGUCCCUAGCGAGAAGUGCCGCACCGGCAAGGGCAAGGGGGGGCAAGGGCGCAGGGGGGGGCCAGUGGGGGCGGUGGAGGUGGUGGUGGAGGCAGUGGAGGGGGUGGGGGUGGUGGUGGGAGUGGUGGCGGGGGUGGAGGUGUCGGUGGCAGCAGUGGAGGCGGAGGAGGCGGCGGUGGUGGCGGAGGGAGCGGAGGCGGCGGCGGUGGCGGAGGCGGCGGAGGUGGCGGAGGCGACGGAGGUGGCGGGGCCGGCCCCUACCUGCGUCCCCUGCGUCGAGGGGCGGCAGCGCGCCGCUCCUCACUCCUCCGAGUUUCCUCCGACAUAG
Messenger RNA from Closterium sp. NIES-65, 450 nucleotides. NCBI's taxonomy places the organism in Eukaryota, Viridiplantae, Streptophyta, Zygnematophyceae, Desmidiales, Closteriaceae. The record is from the annotation of a GenBank genome assembly.